AUGCAUAUGGGAAACAACAACCCAGGAUGUAUCUACCAGAUGGGAGAUACCAAACUACAAGAAAGAGAUCAAGAAAAAGACUUGGGAGUGUAUAUCUGCAACAACUGUAAGUCGUCUGUUCAGUGUGCAAAGUCUGCCCAGAAAGCGAUGAAUAGCCUCAGAGUUAUCAAGAGAACCUUCAAGCAUAUAACCAAGGAUAGUUUUGCUGUAUUGUACAAAACAUACAUAAGGCUUCAUCUUGAAUACUGCGUCCAAGCAUGGAACCCAGGGCUGCGGAAAGAUAUCCACACAUUGGAGAAGGUGCAAAGAAGAGCAACCAAACUGGUUCCUGCUGUAAGACAUCUUAGCUAUCCAGACAUGCUAGAGGCACUCGACUUGUACAGCCUAGAACAAAGGAGAACAAGAGGCGACCUUAUAGAAGUGUUCAAGAUUUUCAACGGAUUUGACAAAACAGAACCAACAAGAUUCUUCAAAAUCUCCAACACAAGAGAAACAAGAGGACACAACAUGAAGAUCUUUAAGAGUGGGAUGAACAAAGCUCUGAGAUGCAGGCAAGACUUCUUCUCCCAGAGAGUAGUCAACACUUGGAACGAUCUACCAAGUUAUGUUGUGAAUGCCAAGACCACAAAUUCUUUCAAACAUGAGCUCGACGAGUACUGGAAGAGAUAUGGGGUCAUAAAGGCUUAUAAAGCCUAA
Messenger RNA from Patiria miniata (bat star), 696 nucleotides. RefSeq lists its product as uncharacterized. NCBI's taxonomy places the organism in Eukaryota, Metazoa, Echinodermata, Asteroidea, Valvatida, Asterinidae. The record is from RefSeq and is a predicted model, not a curated record. The coding region runs from base 1 to 696 and encodes 231 amino acids. The transcript has a single exon.